AUGAAUGGUCUUGACGAUAGUAAUGAUGAUGAAAAUAACAUCAACAACAGCAGCGCCAACUUGAACAAAAGUACAAGUGGUAGUGGCCCAAGUCCCCCUCUUCCACCUCUCAACAAUGGUGGUGGUGUGACACUCGAUCAACCAACGACGCCAACAUUAUCUUCCAGCAACAAUGGCAACAGGGAUAAGAAACGACAACAUCGCCAGCCAUUGUUGAGUCGUGAUGACGAUGACGAACAUUCCCCUGAUGACAACUCGAUAGAACUUAGAGAGAUCAACUUGGCGACAGUCUCUGGUUCUGGAUCACCUCACAACAACGAUGACUUUGUUGACGAGGCUCAGAGUCUAAUGUCUGAGACACCAGACAACAAAAAGAGGGAUAGCAGAGGCACAAAGGACGUGCAGAUGGGUGAGCUGCACAUGUCGCCCACGCCAGACGCCUCCCUAAAGAUCAGCAACAGCGACAUCACACCACCCAUUACUCGACAACAAUGGAUACGUGUGAUUGUGAUCUACACUGCAGUGCUCAGUGAUGGACUUUCCCUGACACUGGUGCAACCAUUUCUCCCAAAGCUCCUGAUGGAAAAGUGGCACUUUUCCGAGAGUGACGUUGGCUGGGUAUCUGGCAUCCUGAUCGGCUGCUACAGCUUGGCUCGUUUCUUCUCUGCUUUCGUUAUAGGCCAUCUCUCUGACAAAUAUGGAAGGAAACCAUUCUUGGUGCUCAGUCUGCUUUCGACCACCAUUGGAACUGCGAUCUUUGCAUUUAUGCCAAAUGUUUACCUCGCGAUGCUGGUCAGAUUCGUCGAAGGACUGGUCAGUAACACAACGGCACUGAGUCAAGCAACAUUGGCCGACAUGAUUGACAAACGUAAUCGUGCGACGAUCUUUGCCUACCUUGGCGCCAUAUUUGCUCUGUCUCGAUGUCUCAGCUCGACGCUGGGCGGUGUCGUUGUUCGGCUUGCCGAUGGCCAGCCCAACCCCUACAUCUACCCAUGUCUCGUGGGAGGUGGCAUCGUGUUUGUGUCAGCCGUGCUCAUCUUCUUCAUUCAUCCCGAGACGCAUCCGCGCUUUGCCAAGCCCGGUGUGUCGGCCACCGAAAUAUCCAAAGACCAAGACGCCAUCCCACUGUGGGAAGGACUCAAGAGCAUGGCCAAGGACAGGAAGAUUGUAAUGCUACUCAUCUUGGGAAGUGUAAACAGCUUCAACAAUGGUGGUCUACUUCUUGCCUUUGUUCUAUUCUCUUCAUUAAGUAUUGAACAUCGUGGACUUGGAAUGGAUCCUUUCGAGAAUGGUAUCAUAUUCAGUGUCUUGGGAUUCUUUGGAUUCAUAUUCCAGAUCACAUUCUUCAAGAGACUAUCAAGGACAUUGGGACUAAAGAGACAGUAUCUAAUGGGUUCAAUGCUGUUGUGUCUUGGUAUGAUGACAUUCCCAUUGACAUUCAUGGGAUACUUGAUUCAAGGCAAGGCCACAGUGUGGGUGAUCUUGAUGAUCAUUGUACCAAUCACUUCUGUUGGAUUCAUGCAAUGUCUGCCAAUUGUCGGAGGAAUGAUUGCCAAUGCCUCGCGACCAGAGCUACAAGGACUGACACAGGGCACGGCACAGUCAGCCAACUCGCUGCUGAGAUCAUUUGGUCCGGCAAUCUCUGGCGCCAUCUUCACAUUCUCCAUCAAGUACUCUGUGUCAUGGCUGCUGUUCUUUGUACUCAGUGUCAUCUAUGUUGGACUGGCAAUACUGAGCCUCUAUCUGCCAGACUCUGUCGACGUGCUCAGGGAUUCAGAAAACAAAGCCAAUGCCAACAACAAAGAUAAGAAAAUGAAGGCUGGCAGCCAUUGUUAA
Acytostelium subglobosum LB1 is the source of this 1836-nucleotide messenger RNA. RefSeq lists its product as hypothetical. Gene Ontology annotation, molecular function: transmembrane transporter activity. Gene Ontology annotation, biological process: transmembrane transport. Bases 1 to 1836 code for a protein of 611 amino acids. The transcript has 4 exons. The record is from RefSeq and is a predicted model, not a curated record. NCBI's taxonomy places the organism in Eukaryota, Evosea, Eumycetozoa, Acytosteliales, Acytosteliaceae.